CUGUACUAUGUUACGUAACUUCACUUCGCCUGACGAGAAAACAGUUGACAGCAGCAGCGUAGAGUAGGCCGAGGUGGUAAACAAAACACUCGUUUGAAAGCGCUGUCCCGGAGUACAUCUGUAUCUUCUCUCUGUCCGUGAUGUGCACGCGGCUAUCGCGGAGCACCGGGAGCUCUGAACGUUCUGUGCAGAAGUAGUGGGGCGACAAGCCGUGCGAUAGGCACGGUACUUUAGCCUGGCUAACGUGUAGCCUCCGUUAGCAGGAUAGCAGCAGGCUACUGUGUGUGUGUGUGUGGGUUGGGGUUAGCAUUAGCAUUGCCAUGUCGUCUCCGUCCUCGUCCAGGCGCCAGUGGUGCUACCUGUGCGACCUGCCCAAGAUGCCCUGGACUGUGGUGUGGGACUUCAGCGAGGUGGUGUGUCGAGGCUGCGUCAACUAUGAGGGUGCCAAUCAAAUCGAGUUCCUGAUAGCAAACGCUCGACAACUCAAACGGACACACGGCAUGCAGGACGGUAACGUGAGGUCCCCGGGUCCCUCCCCAAACAAACACAGCACAUCAGGGAGAGAAGCGCCCGUGGACACGGCCAGGACGCACAACGACCGCUUUGAGCGCGCAGGGAGAGGCGAGAGUGUGGGCUCCGCAGCCAGGGUACCUCCCAAUGGCUUACACAGGGACGGACAUCCACAGGAACUGAACCGCCAAAGCCCCAGCGGCAGCAGGAGGCCCAUGCUCGGUGCUGCCAUCCCUCCCAGUUUAGUGUCCCAGAGUAUAGCUGGAAUACCCCCCGGGCUGCUGCCGGCGGGUUUGGCUGCCAGACAAGCCCCUAUAAGCAAUCCAUUGAUCUUUCCCGCCCCUAUGCUUGCUGAGAUGAGCCGCAGACAGCUGGGCAUCGGCAUGGGCAUAGGACCAUUCAUCUCCCAGGAGCUGGAGCGCGAGCUCAGCUCACAGGGCCAGUCCAAGUCUCAGACGCCCAUUCAUUCUGCAGUGGCAGGCAGUGGCAGCAGUAAAGCGACAGGUCUGCCUUUGACCGCCUCAGCCAUGGCUGGGGGUGUGAGCCAGACCAGCCCCAAGCCUGCGUCCUCUCCUGCACGACAGCCCCGUCCCUUGGCCACUAGGCCUGGAGGAGAGCCCCUGAGUUCCAGUGCAUCUGUAGAGGCGGCCAACACCGCUCCAGCCUUACCCCACGGAGGAGCCUCCGAGCUGGGCUCUGCGUCAGGCAGCAGCCACACUGCUGGAAACACACUGUCCUGCACCCUGUGCCACGAGCGGCUGGAAGACACACACUUUGUGCAGUGCCCCUCAGUGCAAGGACACAGGUUCUGCUUCCCCUGCACGCGCGUGUACAUCCAGAGUCGCAGGGCAGACGGGGAGGUGUACUGCCCCAGUGGAGAGCGCUGUCCGCUGGAUAACACUCCCAACAGUCCCCCCUGGGCGUUCAUGCAGGGAGAGGUCACCACCAUCCUGGGCUCGGCCGGUGCAGGGGCUGCCUCCAUCCCUGCUGCUGCCCCGCCCCCAGGCCCUAGCCCUGCCCCCGGAGCAGGUCCCGGGGCCAGUGCUGGAGAUGUCACUGUCAAGAAGGAGCGAGAGACGUGAGGCAACAGCAUAGGAGCGGUCAGAAGAGCCAGCACAGGACACAGCCCUCAGCACCACGGCCAGCUCCUCUUCUGCUGAACCAUCACACCUACACCUCUGACCUCUGUGCACAAAAUGUGUUCUAUCAUUAGACCUGUAGAACGCACAACACAUGAGCAGAACGUGUUCUAUCAUCAGCCCUGUACAACCAUAGACUGUAUAUAUAAAUGGACAUAGCUAGCCUGCUAGCUAUGUCUAAAUGUUCUAAAUAGGAAGUGAGCAUGGGUGUGGUUCCAAUUGACAUCUAUUGAGAAAUCUUUCUGUAACUGCUGCUGUCAGACUCAUCAUUCUGACCUUAAAACCUUCACCUCGUUUUAUCCCUAAAUCAACAUAUGAGCUUUAUUAAUAGACCAAUCAGGUGCCUUCUUUCCCAGAGGUCACACCUGUUUGAUUGACAGCUAUAAUGACUUGUUGCUCAGCGCCUACCCCAUAGAAACCUGCAGUGUAGAUGGGAAAGGGCACAUACCUUUAGCACCCUGUCUUCUGAUUGGUGCACUCAAUGUGGUCCCUGGUUGCAGAUUAGUCACUAUAAAUGCUAGCCUCAAUAAACUUCAUUUGGCUGGAGCUAAACCCUAUGGGUGACGUCACACUCCCUAAGUCCACUUUAUACAGUCUACGUCUGGAACACAACACAAGAGCAGAACAUGUUCUAUCAUCAGACCUGUAGAAUAGUACAGUCCUGACAUGUAGCAGGUCUGCAAAGGGUCAGAUUGUGCUCAGCAUCACAUUCAUCUCCACACAGCAUAUGAGAGAACAGAAGUUCCCUGGUUCCUGAUGGUGACCAGUGAUUAGGACAAUGUAAGGAGUAGUGUUGUGGAAUUUAAAGUGAAUAACUCCUGUCUUGUAGUCCCUCUGAUUUCAAAGAACAGCCCUAUCAUGCUCCAGUACCUUCAGCAACGGCAUACAUGAAAUGUGCCUGACUGAGCUUUUUCUUGUCAAUGAAUUUAAAUCCAAAUCAAUCCAAACAAGGUUUGGGCUGAUCUUUGAGCUUGUUUUGCUUUUGUGUUGUUAUGGUUACACAGACACAGAUAUUCAUCUAAGAAAUGUUUUUCUUUCCUUUUAUAGUUCUGUGAUAUUGGCAUCAUUAAUUUCCUGAAGUAAUUGAACACAGCAGAAAAUGCCUUUGGGUCCAGCUCCUUGGUCUCAGCCUGUCCCCUGGUCUGAACUGGUUUACAGCAUUGGCUCUGCUGCUUUGGGGACCAGCGGCAUGUGCCCUCAGGAGACUGGUGUCCCUGUGAGUUUUUAACCCUUUAUGUGGAUGGGGUCUCACUGUAAACCAAUGGAGAAAAUCUGUCUUUUGGAAAUAUCUGUGUAAAUGUAACCAUUCACUGUAAGUGGGUAUGGUGAAUGUUGUACUGCGGCGGAUGAAAGCCCACACCAGCCGCAAACAGACUACACUUAACCCGAAUGUAUACCACCACAUCUAUAGGCCAAGUACAAUGUAAUCUACAGAAUGUUAACUGUAUGUGCAAUCCCUCGCUCAAUAUGCAAACAUCCAUUUCAGACAAACGUGUGUCAUUUUCUCAUUUUCAACUGAUGUCUAUGAAAUCCUUCCAGAAGCAUACAGACCUUGUGAUAUUAAACCACCUGAAUCAUCACAACAUCUUCCCUUUGCUUUCUCAUGUGAUUUUUAGUUGACACUUUGGAGUUCAGGGGAGCCCAGCUGUUUUCCUCAUCUUUUUUUUUUUAAUCUACAGACACAUUUAGGAUUUUGCUUUGUAGCCCAAUCACUUCCCACAUUCUUUUUGACAGGAAGCUAUUGUUCUCCUGUCCCCUGAGGAGGUUGUGGUCCCUUCUCUUUACCCCUCCCCUGAGGAGGCUGUGGUCCCUACCCUGUACCCCUCUCCUGAGGAGGCUCUGGUUCCUACAGAACCUUUCCUCAUAAUUUAAUCAUCAAAGUGUAGUCUGUUAAUCACAGUGAGUAUGGUUUCAUUUGAACAUCCAUUCAGACAUUUUUUCGUUGAUCUGUUCAGUCAAAUGUGCAGGGAUUUAGUGGGUGAGAACAAUCAUGUGUGAGUCCGAUCUCUUGUUCAUGUGGUCUCAGACAGAAGCACAGGUUAACCAAAGGUCACUUUAGCCCAAACUAAAGGAUCCAAAACAAUCGAUUUCUUCAAGGGCCUUGUCUAAAGCCGGCAAGGAUUUUCAUUUAAUACUAUUAAAUAUGUCAAUACUUUUCUAAGUGUAAUCAAAUAAAGAUGGAUCUUUAUCUU
Molecule: messenger RNA, 3841 nt
Organism: Periophthalmus magnuspinnatus
Lineage: Eukaryota; Metazoa; Chordata; Actinopteri; Gobiiformes; Gobiidae
Product: interferon regulatory factor 2-binding protein 1-like
Exons: 3
Coding region: 321-1592 (423 amino acids)
Biological process (GO): regulation of transcription by RNA polymerase II
Cellular component (GO): nucleus
Molecular function (GO): transcription corepressor activity
Source: RefSeq, a predicted model, not a curated record